Messenger RNA from Rhipicephalus sanguineus (brown dog tick), 3724 nucleotides. Its product is annotated as sodium/potassium/calcium exchanger 2. Gene Ontology annotation, molecular function: calcium channel activity; calcium, potassium:sodium antiporter activity. The transcript is spliced from 11 exons. Gene Ontology annotation, cellular component: membrane. The record is from RefSeq and is a predicted model, not a curated record. Gene Ontology annotation, biological process: calcium ion transmembrane transport; intracellular calcium ion homeostasis. NCBI's taxonomy places the organism in Eukaryota, Metazoa, Arthropoda, Arachnida, Ixodida, Ixodidae. Bases 849 to 3197 code for a protein of 782 amino acids.
UCCAGUGGUUGAGCCCUGGGGCCCGAGCACAACCUCUGCACAGCCGUGGCCGGGGGUGCGAAGUUUCGCUUCGCCUGACGCGGCCGCCGGCGCCGGGAGCACUUGGGCCAUCUCGCGUCUACGGGGCAGAGAGGACCGCGGCAAGAACAAAACAAAGCCGGAGAGAAUAUUUUGGCGGCGUUUAAUUGGUUCGUUUCCUGGCCGUCGUCUUCUCGAGGGUGCGUGUUGUGUGUAACGCUGUCUUUUUCUGCCAGACGCGCCUCGCCGUCUCGAUGCCUCGUGUGACCGUGGGGUGUCUUCGUCAUCGAAUCAGGAUUCUACCGUCUCACUGACGUCGUUUACGGGACUGCUGUCGUCGUCGUCGGCUGAGUGACUUGUGCGUUAGUGGUUCGAAAAAACCUCUGCCUUAUAGCUUCCUAUCUAUAUACUGUUUUUGUUUUCUUCACCUUUCGCUCGCUUGACAAAUCAUCCGUGACGUUAGCGUUUUCUCACAUUGGCUGAGUCAUUUUGGUGUUGAGAAAAAAAAGGGGACACCGUACUCUUCCAAAGUACAUCCCACCCUCCGCUGCUUCGUCCAAGUUGCAUUGACAAAACAACGCCGUGGUUGGCCCCAGAGAUUCGCGCAACACCAAGAAGGUCAAAGCUUCAACCCUCUUGAAGGAACGGAGCGGGAAAACGCUGGACGUUUCUGCAAGCCUACAAAACUGACAUCUAUUCGAGAUGACGUGGGCCCGGUCGUCGAUGGCCAAGAGGCCACGCGCCCUCGGUCCGGGCCCCGCGAGGGCCAACGCGCUGCGCUGCAGCGGGCGUCCCACCUCUGCCUGACUGUCGGCCGCGAAGCCCCGGCCAUGGGCGCCCACUCCUCCUCCCACCAGCAACGAACCCCGCUGCUGGGUUCCCGCUGCGCGCGCCGGCGCCGCUGGCGGGACCCGCGGCUCGUCUUCCUAUCGGCCAUCCUCGUCUUCGGAGGCCUCAGCUACCUACAGACCCCGCCGCCUUUGACCGGCUGCGGCACAGAAGGACCACGGCAUGGCCAAGGCUUGGAGCACAUGGGCCGGCUGUCGUGGAGCUCUCGGUCCCUGCUGAACAGCCCCAAAACCAACGAGAGCGAAAACAACGAAACGGUGAAACGGGCCCAGUUUCCCGAGGACCUGUUCUCCGAGGAGCAGCGGAAGCGGGGCGCCGUCAUCCUGCACGUGAUGGGCAUGGUGUACAUGUUCGUGGCGCUGGCCAUCGUGUGCGACGAGUUCUUCAUACCGGCGCUGGACGUGAUCACCGUCAAGCUGGACAUCUCCGAGGACGUGGCCGGCGCCACGUUCAUGGCCGCCGGCGGCUCGGCGCCCGAGCUCUUCACGAGCGUGAUCGGAGUGUUCAUCUCGUUCGACGACGUCGGCAUCGGCACCAUCGUGGGCUCGGCCGUGUUCAACAUCCUGUUCGUCAUUUCAAUGUGCGCCAUCUUCUCCAAGUCGGUGCUCCAGCUCACCUGGUGGCCGCUGUUCCGAGACGUGAGCUUCUACUCGGUCAUCCUGAUCAUCCUGAUGCACUUCUUCCGCGACAGCAUCAUCUACUGGUGGGAGGCCCUGGUGCUGCUCCUCUGCUACGCCUCCUACGUGACCUUCAUGAAGUUCAACGAAGGGGUGGAGAAGAUGCUCAAGAAGCUCCUCAAUCGCAACAAGGUGACGCGUGUGGGCAGCACGGAUCACCUCAUGCCGCAUGCGGUCAAGAGGAAGCAGUCGGCGGCGUCGGAGCUUCGCGCCCUGCGGCGGAUGCAGUCGGUGGUGCUGGAGGGCACGGCGCCGGCGUCGGGCGAGGACGGCCAGGCGCUGCCGCCGCUCUCCGCUGCCGUGGCGACCGGGGAAGGGCCCUUAGCGCCCCCGGCGCCAGACAGCGCGCUAGAGCCAGACAACGGCGUCGAGGACGACGACAGUGUGUAUCAGCCCCCGUCCCCCCCACCGAUGGCGAGGAGGAGAAUGAGCGCUCCCAUCCUCCACUCUGGCAGCAAGUUCCGGCACGGACUACUCCAGCUCCUCAUUCACUCCAUUGACCCCCUGCACGAGCACGAAGGGGAAGCCAACGCCAAGCUGGACGAGAAGGCGUCCCAGCUGCACACUAUCGCGUCCCUGCGCGUGUUGCUGGACGCGACCAAGCCCGGCGGAGAGGGCCAGUCCUCUUCGGGCGUGGCCAACGGUGGUCCCCCCCCGGCCCCCCUCGGGGGCUGCCCUCGGGGGGGAACCCAGGAUGGCAGCAGCGGCUCCGCCGAGACCCGCCUCACCAGCCUCAGCAACAGCGAUGCCCUCGUGCGCGUCGACUCCGUCUCCAACCUACAGAGCGACUCGUCCAUAACGUCCAACCUGAGCGAGAAGAUGGCGGCGGCGAGCGGAGGCGGCGUCGCCAUACUGCACCAGCGGCCAGCACCGAUCCAGGAGUCCAUCGAAUCGCCCAGCCUGCCGGCCACGGGUGACGCCAUCGCCUCCGCGCUCCCAGACUCUGGAUACAACAGCGCCACAGCAGCGCAGGCCGUGCAGGCGGCCAAGGAGCUUCCUCCGGACACGAUCGAGGAGACCAACGAACCCCUGAGUGUCGCCUGGCCGGACACGUGGCGCGAACGGUUCAACUACGUCGUCUUGGCGCCCAUCAUCUUCCCUCUCUGGCUCACCAUGCCCGACGUACGCAGGCCGGAGAAAGUGAAGUUUGUGGCCGGUUCCUUCCUGGGCAGCAUCGCGUGGAUCGCCAUCUUUUCCUACCUCAUGGUUUGGUGGGCCACCGUGGUCGGCGAAACGCUAGGCAUCCCCACCGAGGUGAUGGGCCUGACCUUCCUGGCGGCGGGCACCAGCAUUCCGGACCUCAUCACGAGCGUCCUGGUUGCCCGCAAGGGCUUCGGAGACAUGGCCGUGUCCAGUUCCGUCGGAAGCAACAUCUUCGACGUGGCCGUUGGGCUGCCGCUGCCCUGGCUGCUGUCGUGCAUGAUCUACGGGCCGGUGAAAGUGAGCAGCAGCGGCAUGGCCUGCUCCAUCUUCAUCCUCUUCAUGAUGCUGCUCUUCGUGAUCAUCACCAUCGCGCUCUUCCGCUGGCGCAUGAACGUCGGCCUGGCCAUGGUCAUGUUCUUCCUCUACUUCGUCUUCAUCGCCUGCAGCCUCAUACUCGAGUACGAAGUGGUGCGCUGCACGGACAUCAUCAACUACCUGAGGCUCCGAUGAAGGCUCCCGCAUUCCGCAUGCGCCCUCUCCCUCACUCACCACCUUCCUCAACUGUGCGCAAUGCGACGAGGGAAAGGGAAAACAAAGCAUGCGUCCUCCUCCGCCGCAAUGUGUCAGACGCUGCGUCUCGUUACACAAUUUUGGACGUGCCACACUGGGGAAACCAUCCGUCGCUCCCGCAGCAAUACAUGGGGGCGAAAGCCAUUCGGACCAGGAACAGCGUGUGCGAUGCUUGGACGAGCUCGUGCACCACUACGUGUGCCGUUGUGAACAGACGCGACUCGACGGGAGAAGAAAGAAAAUGGCGUCAUCGAUGACCGACCAAUCAUCGACCACGAUCGUCACAACGCAAACGUGUUCCUCAGACAGAACUUUGCCGGGCACGGGACUUCGCCUCAAAAGCUGCAAGCAUGGCUGCAAGGCAUCCAUUCGACUCUACGAAUGCGUUGGCUGCCGUAAGAUCGGUCUCCUUAAAAAGAACUGCGGCACAAUGUUAUUUCGUAAGGUGUUUUAAGUGCUGGUAAAAG